AUAAUAAAUCCUAUAAAUUCACUAGAUGUCCUAAAGUUGCAGCAUUGCGUGUGAUCAACAUGAAGCUCUUAGUUCUUCUUCUUCCUCUAGUGGCACUGUGCAGUGGUGCACCAAAACCCUUAAUCCCGGGUGACAACAGUCACUACGUGGAGGGUGUCAGCCGCUACAUAUGGAUGCCCGAUGGUGACGGUGUACCGCACCUGGUUGACUUAGAGGAACCAGUCGACGAAGAAUUAUUGAACUCUAGAAAUGGCGCUAACAAUCAGUACUGGCUCUACACCAGGAGCAAUCCCACCAGUUCGCAAAUUAUUACCAAUGGCAAUGCAAACUCCGUGCGUAACUCCAACUACAACGGUAACCGACCCUUAAAAGUUGUAGUCCAUGGCUGGAACAGCAACGGAAAUUCUCAAGUUAAUCCCCUCGUCACUUCAGCUUUCCUCGCUGUUCAGGAUUGCAAUGUCAUAGUUGUUGACUGGCGGCAACUUGCUAAUUCUAACUAUGUGACUGCUGCGAACGGUGUCCGUGGUAUUGGAGAGUCCCUUGGCAGCUUCUUGACGUGGCUUCUUCAAACUGGAGGCGGCAACUGGGACAAUGUUCAUUUAAUCGGCUUCAGUUUAGGUGCUCAUGUUGUCGGCAAUGUCAGACGUACCGCUGGAGGCACAGCCAGACGUGUCACUGGUCUCGACCCUGCUGGUCCCAGUUUCGGUGGCAAUUCGAACGCGUUAAACCGUAACGCAGGUCGUUACGUGGAAUCGAUUCACACCGACGGUGGACUUCUGGGAAUCUUCGAUCCUAUAUCUCAUUGCGAUUUCUACCCGAAUGGUGGUAGGAACAGACAACCAGGCUGCUCGAACAGCGCCUGUUCUCACAGCCGUGCAUACGAGCUCUUCGCUUCCACCGUACGCACGAACCACUUGGUCGGAAGGCGCUGCAAUAACAUAAACGAUGCUCAAAACAACCGGUGCAAUGGAAAUACUCUUAACAUGGGCAACGGUAUUAUAAACAAAUCAGGAACUAAUGGACUCUACGGCCUCACUACGGGUUCCUCUUUCCCCUUCUAAGUCAACGAAAUACACAUGUCUAAUAAACGAUUAUAAUUAGAAAAUCAA
Molecule: messenger RNA, 1109 nt
Organism: Papilio machaon (common yellow swallowtail)
Lineage: Eukaryota; Metazoa; Arthropoda; Insecta; Lepidoptera; Papilionidae
Product: pancreatic triacylglycerol lipase-like
Exons: 5
Coding region: 60-1061 (333 amino acids)
Biological process (GO): lipid metabolic process
Molecular function (GO): lipase activity
Source: RefSeq, a predicted model, not a curated record